Molecule: messenger RNA, 1566 nt
Organism: Hypoxylon trugodes
Lineage: Eukaryota; Fungi; Ascomycota; Sordariomycetes; Xylariales; Hypoxylaceae
Exons: 4
Coding region: 359-1483 (374 amino acids)
Source: RefSeq, a predicted model, not a curated record
CCCGCAACUCUGCGGCACGGUAUUUACCCAAAAUCCACUAGACCCUGCCAACUCAUUCUCAGGAUCUUCAUCCACGUUCCUCUAUAGACAUGCUAACGCAAGUUCUAUGCAAAAUGUUUCAGCGCAAAGCAAUGCCAAGAUAUGACCCGCUGGCGUGGAUACAAAGAUACAGAGAAAAAUGUAGAAGCUGAGAAAGUUAAAAGGCUUGGGACGCCUGGAUUCAUCUUGGCUGCGUGAUACAUCACCAAUUGUGUGCUCCCUUGGCAACUUGGCGAUUCGAUUUCCCUAGCCCUACAGAAUAAGCUUCUUACGUCUGCCGAGUAUCAAAAAGUCGAAACCUGAUAAUUAGGUAAUCAAGAUGGAGGCAUCUGAGGCGCCCGAGACGGGUGUUGAGGAGUUAAAAUGCGAGAAAGUCGGCGAGGCCAUGCCCGACAUUGCGGGUUAUGGUGUUUUAAUAGGUCUCAGCGUACAAGCUCUCAUCUCGUUAGUGUUAGCUUUCUGGGUGUUUUUCUUGACGAAACUCGGCCGGCUCGAUGUUUCGCACCCUGAGGGUACUUGGGAACAUGCAAGUCAGAAGAAACGACUUGGCUUCGUGUCUGAUAUUCUUAUGGUCGGAAAUGACUUACAGAUGAUUACUGGAGUCGCACUCAUCAUCACGGCGCUAUCGAAGGGCACUGAGAUCGACUUGUAUCAUCUACACUUAGUCUUCGACACCGUAAGCUUCGUCGGUAUUUCGAACGCGGCAGCACUCGUCUGCUGGACCUUCAUGCAAGCUAAGGAGCCCGCUAAGCGACAUCGCAGAGUGAUCCCGGCUCACUGGACUGGACGUUUCCGAGUAUCAUACGUCUUUGCAAUACUAUUUCUAGUCCUAACCAUCCUUCUCGAAAUUCGUCUCGAUCAAUGGUCGUUAACCUCCGAAGAAGUCGGCUACUGUUAUGUGACGACCGGUAUCGCAACUGCAGGAGCAGCCCACCCCCUGACCGACAAAUCGUACGUGGCGGUCACAGCAAUAUGGCUAUUGUUAGUCAUGUUCGGAGCUCUCUUCGCCUCGGCCAAGUUCCGGAAACCCCUGUUGAUUCUCAGCUUUUUACAAUUCCCCGUCCACUUGUACAUGAUGAUUGCCCUACGAAGUGCAAACCAAGACUCCCUCGAGGAACACGAGAACGAGAACGAGUGGGAUUUCGGCCAGACAACAGCAACCAUAUUGCUUGGCCUCGCGAUAGCUCAACUGAUACACCAGGGUGUAAACUUCAUGAAGUUCGAACGAACCCUACAGAAGCAUGGACCCGAAUAUGCGUUGACUCAAAAAGAUGAACAUGGCGAACCGACUUCAUUAAUGGAGGCAGGACUCCGGGCUAUUGAAGAGGCGAAACAGGGCUCGGCCAGUCCUCGCCCAGAGAGAGGGAGUAGCAUAGAACGACAUGAGGAAAGCUACGAGCUAAUGAGGAACCCCGAGAGUAGGGCAUACCGCAACUCUGAUUAGGAGGGGCAUCGGUGACGCCAUUACUCGGGGAGUGUCCUGGACUUCGUUGUCGACGUAUUUGAUAUUUAUACUAGAUUCCAACA